This is a messenger RNA of Fusarium sp. VM40, 1704 nucleotides long. The record is from the annotation of a GenBank genome assembly. NCBI's taxonomy places the organism in Eukaryota, Fungi, Ascomycota, Sordariomycetes, Hypocreales, Nectriaceae.
AUGCUUAGGUCGACACAUACGCCAUCGGCAGCUGCUCUGGCACCGCUCCCUCCAGGAUGGAGUGAGCACACAGCGCCGACGGGUCAUACAUAUUACUACAAUGCCGAAACCAAAGCAUCAACAUACACGCGCCCAGGUGUUCAACCCCCUCCACAACCCGCGCAAACUCCUGCGUACCCAGGCUAUGGCUCAAUACCGUCUCUGGCCGAUCCUAACGCUGCCAAUGCGUAUAUGGCACAAAUAAACCAGGAACAGAACGGACCACGGAAUUCCAGCUCGCGAGGGGGCCAUGGGGGCGGCCGUGGGGGCUUUGAAGGUCGACCACGUCCGCAACCUGUCGACAAACCAAGGAGGAAAGAGCCGAUCCCAGGAUGUGAACCAUGGAUUCUAGUAUAUACGAAGUACUCGAGGCGCUUUGUAUACAACCCUGUCAAGAAAACCAGCUACUGGCGCAUUCCCGAGAAAUUGAUGCCAGGUAUCCUGGAGCUUGACAGGGCGCGGCUUCGACAGAUAGCCACAGGAGGAGCCCAAGAAGACACAGAAGCCAAGCAGGAUGAGAAGCAAGAGGAGCAAGCAGCAUCGCAGAAGGCUGACGCCUCUGCCCCCGCGCCAGCCCUCGACGAUGACGACAGCGAAUAUGAAGAAGUCGAAGUUACGGAUGACGAAGGCGAGGGUGGUGAGGGCGACGGAGAACACCCAUCAAAACGACAACGGACCGCAGAACCUGAUGCCAAUGCAGAUGCAUCGUUGGAGUUUACAGAAGCUGAUUUUGCAGCACAACUACAAGCCAUGGGAGACGAUUAUGGCCUCGAACCAGGCGAUUAUGACGAUGGCAAUGCGGAGGAAUGGCCUGAAGGUGCUGAGGGAGUGCCAUUAUCCGAGGACGACGCGAAAUAUUUAUUCAAGGAUCUCUUGAAUGACUUCAACAUCAAUCCCUACAGUCCAUGGGAGAAACUCCUUGAGGAAGGCAAGAUCAUCGAUGAUCUACGGUAUACGGCACUCAGCACAACGAAAGCACGUCGUGAUUGCUGGGACGAGUGGACACGUGAGAAGAUCGCAGAAUUGAAGGAACAACGGGCCAGGCAGGAAAAGCGGGAUCCUCGUAUUGCUUACAUGGCAUUCCUGCAAGAAAAGGCAACGCCGAAGCUGUACUGGCCCGAGUUCAAGAGGAAAUACAAAAAAGAAGACGUCAUGAGAGAUCACAAGAUCAAUGACAAGGAUCGCGAGAAGGCGUAUCGAGAACACAUUAGCCGGCUGAAAAUGCCACAGUCUAAACUCAAGUCCGAUCUCACUGCUCUUCUCAAAGCCCAGCCCGUGCACCUGCUCAACAAUAAGUCGUUGUCAACCGGCUUACCCGACCCGGUCCUCACCGACAUUCGAUUCAUAUCGCUCGAGCCCCAGAUCCGUGAUCCCCUGAUCGAGGCUUACGUGAGCAACCUACCUCCGCCACCUGAGGACCUCGAUGCAGCAAAGGACAAGGAGGAGGAGCGAAAGCAGCGUGAUGCACGAGACAAGCGCGAGAAAGCCUUGGAAGAAAGGAACCGUGUAGUCGAGGAGCAAAGAAGGAAGCGGGAUCGAGAAGUGGCUGCUAGCAAAGCUAGAUUGAGGGACGAGGAGAGGGAACUUGAAAUGGCCAUGAGGGUGGGUAAACAAGGACUGCAGAGUCAACUUGCUAGCAUGAAGGUUGCGGAAAACGAGCCAUGA